AUGGAGUAAAAAUAAUAUUGUUACUUGUCUAGCAAAUAUUCCAUAUUCAAGUAUACUUCAAAAAAUGAGCUUCCUCCAUUAUCAUCCUAUAGCUAUCUUAUAGCCUAUAACUGUCUUAAGUAAUCGUUUUUUAUAUAUAAAUAGUCAGUGUUGGUCGUAAUUAAAUAUUGUGAAUAUAAGUAAGAAUGAAUUAUAAGAAUUUCAGAACCAGAUUUUUAAGUGGGAUUAUAAGUUUAAAAAAUUUUCUAUAGUUUUCAAACAAAAAUUCCUAUUUUUUGGUGUUGAAAAUUAUAUCAACAAAAAAGGCUUAAAAAAUAAGCAAUACCUAUUCAAUGUGAUUACUUAUGCAAAUAUUUUUUAUAUAGUCUUAUUUAUCUUAAAUUUAAAAGGCUGGAUUUUUACCAAUUAAAAAGAUUGA
This is a messenger RNA of Paramecium octaurelia, 418 nucleotides long. NCBI's taxonomy places the organism in Eukaryota, Ciliophora, Oligohymenophorea, Peniculida, Parameciidae. The record is from the annotation of a GenBank genome assembly.